AUGCUCAUGUCAUGGGCCGGCGAGGAUGCCGAGACGGCAGGCCCGCCUAACUUAGAGCAGGAGGCGCAGCGGUCGUGGGCAGAGGUGCGCGCGGAGGGCGUCGUGCAUGGCGACGAACGCUACGCCAACCUACUGUGGAAUGCUGAGCGGCAGCGUGCCAUGGUCAUCGACUUCGACCGCUCCAUCCUCCUCUCCGCCGCUAAGCACAAGCAGGUCAUGCUGCUCGCCGGUAAGAAAAGAAAACGAUGUGAGGAAGGGUCCCGAAAGUUUAGUUGGAAGGAUAUAGUGUUCUCCAAGGACCAGUCUAGCUCUGUUACAACCAACUUAUGA
This is a messenger RNA of Verruconis gallopava, 330 nucleotides long. RefSeq lists its product as uncharacterized. The record is from RefSeq and is a predicted model, not a curated record. The coding region runs from base 1 to 330 and encodes 109 amino acids. NCBI's taxonomy places the organism in Eukaryota, Fungi, Ascomycota, Dothideomycetes, Venturiales, Sympoventuriaceae. The transcript has a single exon.